AUGCCUUGCAGGCAUUUAGCAACUGACCAUCACCAACUCGACAGUAAUGUUCCUGAAUUUCGGAUAUUCUACCAAAAUGUCCGCGGGCUUAGGACCAAAAUCGAUGACUUCUUCUUAGCAGCCACCGAACGCGACUACGAUGUGAUUGUACUAACGGAGACGUGGCUGGAUGCUCAGAUUCACUCUGCGCAACUAUUCGGUAACGCCUAUAAUGUUUAUCGGUGUGAUCGCAGUCGCAUUAACAGUACCAAGACACGCGGUGGAGGAGUUUUGAUUGCUGUCUCUAGUCGGUUAACUAGCUACGUUGAUCCGACACCUGUCAGUGACACAAUCGAACAGCUGUGGGUGAUUAUAACCACGCCAACUCGCAAAGUCAGUGUUGGUGUAAUGUAUCUACCUCCAUAUCGUCGAACUGACGCCAAUGCUAUUGAUGACCAUGUGAAUUCCAUCGGCUCUAUCAUGUCUCGCUUACAGCCGAAUGAUUUGUCGUUGCUACUUGGCGAUUACAACCAACCUGGACUGCGGUGGACUCGCCCGAACAACAAUGCCCCUUCCAUUGAUUAUCUCAAUUUGUCUGUCACUGCUGCUAGUUCCGACUUGUUGGAUGGCUUCAAUUUGUACAAUUUAUCUCAAAUUAACCACGUGAUAAAUAACAACGAUCGCCUUCUUGAUUUGAUCCUGACAAAUAACGAGACCCUAUGCAAGCUGUUAGAAGCUACUGAGCCACUGGUUCCUCUCGACCCGAAUCACCCAGCGCUGGAGAUAACGGUGCACCAAACUUUACCCGUUCAAUUCGAAGAAGCACCAGUUCAGAUGUGUUUAGACUUUAGCAAAACCGAUUUCGAAGCUCUGAGCAACGCUAUCUCUCAAACCGACUGGCGAUUUUUAGAAUCUAAUCCUCUUGACGAUGCUAUUGCCUACUUCAACGAUAUUGUUAACGAUACACUCACUCAUUGCACUCCUCCCCGUCGACAGUCAUGUAAACCACCAUGGUCGAAUUCUCGUUUACGACAACUUAAGCGACAACGGUCCCUGGCACUUCGCAAAUACUGCAGACUACGUAAUACUUUAAUGAAGCAGAAAUUCAAUCAUGCGAGUAGUUUAUAUCGGAAAUAUAAUCGUUAUUUAUAUAAGCGAUAUACCAAUCGAAUGCAGCACAAUAUGAGAUUAAAUCCGAGGAUAUUCUGGUCAUUCGUCAACAGUAAAAGGAAGGAGGAAGGAUUGCCUAAGGAUAUGUUUUUGGGCGAUAGACGUGGCAGCAUGACAGAAAAAUGUACCCUGUUUGCCCAACACUUUCAACAUAAUUUCCAUGACUCCGCUGCUACAACUGCCCAAAUUAAUGCGGCAUUAUGUAACAUUCCUAGAGACGUCUUGGACUUCAAUAUGUCAGCAAUCACCGAAAGUCACGUCGAAGCUGCCAUUAACGAACUGAAAUGUUCAUUUACCGCUGGUCCUGAUGGAAUCCCAGGCAGCAAUCUAGGACCGCUGCUCUUCAUGCUGUUUAUUAACGAUAUAUCGGCCUUGCUUCCAGACGAUUACCACUUGCUAUUUGCAGAUGAUAUCAAACUGUUUAGGAUCGUCAGGAGUACCGCAGACUGUCUAGAACUCCAGAGUUUAGUAGACAUUUUCAUGCAGUGGUGUUCCAGAAAUCUACUUACUAAGCCGUGCAGCGGAAAUUUGUGCGAUAUGCUCUACGUUUCCUCCCAUGGCGUAAUCGAUUCCAGCUACCAGCAUACACCGAGCGCUGUCAGCUUCUUGGAAUACAGACUCUGGAACGUAGGCGAUUCGAAGCGCAAGCUGUGUUUGUGGCAAAAGUUCUGUCCGGCGAAAUUGAUGCGCCGAGUAUUCUGCAGCAGCUAA
Sabethes cyaneus is the source of this 1860-nucleotide messenger RNA. RefSeq lists its product as uncharacterized. The transcript has 3 exons. The record is from RefSeq and is a predicted model, not a curated record. Bases 1 to 1860 code for a protein of 619 amino acids. Lineage: Eukaryota; Metazoa; Arthropoda; Insecta; Diptera; Culicidae. Gene Ontology annotation, molecular function: catalytic activity.